Molecule: messenger RNA, 1728 nt
Organism: Debaryomyces hansenii CBS767
Lineage: Eukaryota; Fungi; Ascomycota; Pichiomycetes; Serinales; Debaryomycetaceae
Exons: 1
Coding region: 1-1728 (575 amino acids)
Biological process (GO): positive regulation of transcription by RNA polymerase II; mitotic cell cycle
Cellular component (GO): nucleus
Molecular function (GO): RNA polymerase II cis-regulatory region sequence-specific DNA binding; DNA-binding transcription factor activity, RNA polymerase II-specific
Source: RefSeq, a predicted model, not a curated record
AUGAAUUAUCCUUCUGAUCAACCACCAUAUUAUUCGUACGACCAGUAUCACCAGGGAUACCAGCAGCAGCGGCCCUACCAGACACCAGGAAGUCAGCCGAAUGGACAUUUAUCCAAUAUGCGUCCACAAGGAGGCCCUACUGGCAUUUAUCCUCACAAUGAGUCCGUGGAUAAUCAUACCACCGGGAGCCAAGGGCAACAAAAGCUGAGCAACGGCACCAAUACGAUAUCUAUUUACAACACAUCAGCAGGAAACAGCAGAAGAGGAUUCUGGUCGCCCGAGGAAGACCGCAAAUUGAUGGAAUUAAUAUCGAUAUUUGGGGCAUCGAACUGGGUCAAGAUUUCGAAUUCACUUAGUACCAGAACCCCAAAACAGUGCCGCGAGCGCUACCACCAGAACUUGAAUCCUUCGUUGAACAGAAAGCCUAUAUCUGCAGAAGAGGGAGAACUUAUCGAGCAGUUGGUAGCGAAACACGGUAAGAAAUGGGCCGAAAUUGCAAGACAUUUGAAUGGGAGGUCAGAUAACGCUGUGAAAAACUGGUGGAAUGGAGGGGCGAAUAGGAAAAGAAGGGCGACCGUGCAUAUGAAAGUAUCCCCAGAACAGCUGUUCAGCACGGCGGCAGGCCAUUCCCAAGACCUGAUACAAGAUCAGAGGAACGUGCAACGAUUACCACAACCAUUACCACAACCACACCCUCCUCAACAAAUUUCUUUUAAAACAUCGAUGUUUGGUGACCAAGAGGUGGCCAAUACACCUCCUUUAUCGUCCACGUCUUCUGCAAAUUCAACAUCUCCAUAUCGGACUUCUAAUCAACGACUGGCAAGUUUGGAUGUUGACAACGUGGCUCAAUUGAUGCAUCACCAUAACAUGCAUGCAAAUAGUAGUCAGAGCGCUAAUACUACUGCGUCCAAUCUGAAUAGCAACCAGAAUAUAGUAUUGCCUCCGUUGAAUAAUGUAAAUGGCUCUUUACCGUCAUUAAUCUUACCAUCUAAGAAAAGACUAUUAGAUGAGCACAACCCAAUUUCACGGAGACAUUCGUACGCCAAUACGAUGUAUUCGGUUCAAAAUCAAAACGCUUAUGCCAACAACAUAACUAAUAGUAAUCCAAACCUAUCCAAUUUGGUAAAUGCGUCACACCAACCAAAUUCAUUGAAUACAAGUGGCCAAAACUCACCUUAUCAUGGGUCACCAUUGAUGCUAAGUAACCAAGCUUCUAGAAACAAUUCAAUUUCCAUCCCCAACUUUGAAUUUUCUACACUAAACACCUCGAAUGCAACGUCGUUGUCUGACUCAAGACGAUCUUCAUACAAUCCAGACUUUUUCCCUAAUCCGUUGAAGGAGAACGCUCAAACCAGUCACAAGAGAAAUAUCUCCCAAAAUUCUUUCAAUUCACCUUUGACUCCAUCUUACAGAUAUUCUGUCUCAAGUGGAGGAUCCACAUAUAAUACAACAACAAAUACUAGUUCCAGCUCGAAUCCUAACGCUAAUACGAAUAUUAAUACUAGUAACACUACUAACAAUAGUGCCAUUGACGCCGAUCAACCUAAUGCAAGUCCGGAAUACGUCAAAGAUGACAAGUCGGCUGCUACAGGUUCAGAGGAGAAACGGCAAGCUGGGCAGGACAAAAACCAUUUUGGUAGCGAUAAAAUUGACGAAGAUCAAGAUAUUAAAGAAAAUACUGAAGCUACCGAGAAUACCAAAAUUUCAGUAUCAAGUUUACUUGAUUGA